Messenger RNA from Xiphias gladius (swordfish), 1043 nucleotides. RefSeq names its product neoverrucotoxin subunit beta-like. Bases 51 to 1043 code for a protein of 330 amino acids. The transcript is spliced from 4 exons. Lineage: Eukaryota; Metazoa; Chordata; Actinopteri; Istiophoriformes; Xiphiidae. The record is from RefSeq and is a predicted model, not a curated record.
GUGUGACCGAACGCCCCACAGAUCCUCCCCGAAGCAGUCUAGACCAAGAAAUGGACCCUGAAGCCAGCAGAACAAUGGAGGUGGCGGCACUUGGCCGGCCUUUCAGCCUCGGGAUGCUGUACGACUGCCGCCAAGACUCACUCAUCCCUGGAAUGACACUAUGGGACCGUGAUGACCUGGAAAAAGAUACCAGAGAAAGAACAAAACCUAACAGUGACUUUGAGAUAGUUGCAUCUGAAUCAAUUGAGGAUAAAUCUUCAGCACUAAAUGUUGAAGCCUCUCUGAAAGCAAGCUUCUUGAGUGGACUGGUAGAGGUGGAAGGAUCUGCCAAAUACCACAAGAAAUCCAAGAAUCAGGCCAGAGUAACACUAACGUACAAGACUACCACAAAGUUCCAGGAACUGUCAAUGAAUCAUCUUGGAAGAGGCAAUGUGAAGCAUCCGUAUGUUUUUGAUAAAGGAUUAGCAACACAUGUAGUCACAGCUGUUCUUUAUGGGGCGCAAGCCUUCUUUGUGUUUGAUCGUGAGGUGUCAGAAAAGGAAGAUCAUCAAGACAUUCAGGGCAACUUGAGCGUGAUGAUCAAGAAGAUCCCGUGCCUUUCUAUAGAGGGUGAAGGUUCCCUGAAACUGGAAGACAAGGACAGAGCAAAUGUUGAGAAAUUCUCCUGCAAAUUUCAUGGAGACUUUUCCCUUCAGAAACCUCCAACAUCCUUUCAGGAUGCCAUACAAGUCUAUCAAAGCCUGGCAAAAUUGUUGGGAUCCAAUGGAGAAAACGCUGUACCGGUAAAAGUCUGGCCGUUGCCAUUGGCAAGUUUGGAUUCUUCUGCUGCUCAACUCGUUCGUCAGAUAAGUAUAAGAUUAGUUCAGGAAUCACAGAGAGUCCUGGAGGAUUUAAUUGAACUAGAAAUGAGGUUCAACUAUGCAAUGAGAACAACAACUGCACAGCAGUUCCCACAGAUUGGCAAAAAAAUUAAAAGUUUUAAAGAAAUGUGCUCCGAGUUCAAGCUAAAUUCCAACGAACACUGUCUGAUCAUCAAGGACUGA